AUGCUGCGCCUGCUGGCGCAGCGCGGCUCUUGGGCCGCGCUGCAGGCAGCAGCGGGGCCAGCGCUGCCGCGCGCACUGCAACUGGCGAAGCGCCUCACCGCGUCGUGGGCGGGGCCGUUUGGGGACUCGUCGCCGCAGCGCAACCAGCCGGAGAACCAGACGCAGUCGGAGAAGGCGGCCGUGUCGCAUUUCGUGUCGGAGGCCAUGGAGAUGCUGGACAUGAGCCCCGGACUGCAGCGCGCGAUCCUCAACCCAGACCGCAGCCUCUCGGUGGAGCUCAUGGUGCCCAUGGACAACGGCGGCGUCGAGAUCAUCAUGGCCCACAGGGUGCAGCACAACAACAGCCGGGGGCCCUACAAGGGCGGCUUCAAGUACCACCCGGAGGCUGACCUGGCGGACACAGAGGCGUGA
Monoraphidium neglectum is the source of this 411-nucleotide messenger RNA. RefSeq names its product Glutamate dehydrogenase A. Gene Ontology annotation, biological process: L-glutamate catabolic process. NCBI's taxonomy places the organism in Eukaryota, Viridiplantae, Chlorophyta, Chlorophyceae, Sphaeropleales, Selenastraceae. Gene Ontology annotation, cellular component: mitochondrion. Bases 1 to 411 code for a protein of 136 amino acids. The transcript is spliced from 3 exons. The record is from RefSeq and is a predicted model, not a curated record. Gene Ontology annotation, molecular function: L-glutamate dehydrogenase (NAD+) activity.